AGAAAAAAAAGAAAUGAAUAUACUAAAAAAAUGUAAUAUGCUUGAUGGGCGUGGGACAGUUGGGGAAGUUGUAGGGGUUUCAGGGCACGCAUUCUAUCGCUGUUUCUCUCGAAUCAACAAAACGCCACCGUUUCAUUGAUCUACUUCCUCCAAGGCCAGGUCUCCAAGAAUUGGUACCAAUUCAAGCUGCAAAUAUACUUGAACUUCAACUUAUCCCACAUUCUCCACUCUCAAUGGCUUCAACUCUCAAAUCUGGCGGAAUUCAUACAGGGGCAAUCAAUGAUGAUUUAUACAAGGAAUUGUGGCAUGCAUGUGCUGGUCCCCUUGUCACUCUCCCUCGUGAAGGGGAACGAGUCUAUUACUUUCCACAAGGUCACAUGGAACAGCUUGAGGCAUCUAUGUAUGAGGGAUUAGAGCAGCAGAUGCCUUCCUUCAACCUGCCUUCUAAAAUAUUAUGUAAAGUGGUCAAUGUUCAUCUUCGAGCUGAACCUGAAACAGAUGAAGUAUAUGCACAGAUAACUUUGCUUCCUGAAGCAGAUCAAAGUGAGGUGACCAGCCCUGAUGAUCCUCUGCCUGAAUCUCCGAGGGUCAAGAUCCAUUCAUUUUGCAAGACACUUACUGCUUCUGACACAAGUACCCAUGGGGGUUUCUCUGUUCUUCGAAGACAUGCAGACGAUUGUCUGCCUCCACUGGAUAUGUCUCAGCAGCCACCAUGGCAAGAAUUGGUUGCAACUGAUUUACAUGGGAAUGAAUGGCAUUUUAGGCAUAUUUUUCGAGGGCAACCCAAGCGCCACUUACUUACCACUGGGUGGAGUGUCUUUGUCAGUUCCAAAAAAUUAGCUGCUGGUGAUGCCUUUAUAUUCUUAAGGGGUGAAAAUGGAGAGCUGCGAGUUGGGGUUAGGAGGGUCAUGAGACAGCAAAGCAAUGUGCCUUCUUCUGUUAUAUCUAGUCACAGUAUGCAUCUUGGUGUUCUGGCCACUGCAUCUCAUGCCAUUGCCACUGGAACACUGUUUUCUGUGUUUUACAAGCCCAGAACAAGCCGGUCAGAGUUUAUUGUGAGUGUCAACAAGUAUCUGGAAGUUCAGAGUCAUAAACUCUCUGUUGGGAUGAGAUUCAAAAUGCGAUUUGAGGGUGAUGAAAUUCCCGAAAGAAGGUUCAGUGGCACAAUUGUGGGUGUUGGAGAUAAUAAAUCAUCGUCGGUCUGGCCUGAUUCUGAGUGGCGAUCAUUAAAGGUGCAAUGGGAUGAACCAUCCUCAAUUUUGCGUCCUGACAGAGUUUCAUCAUGGGAAUUGGAGCCACUUGUGUCUACCACUCUUGCAAACUCGCAGCCAACCCAAAGAAACAAGAGGGCACGGCCUCUCAUUCUACCUUCUACAAUGCCCGAUUCUUCUUUGCAAGGCAUAUGGAAAUCAUCAGUUGAAUCUACCUCUUUCUCUUAUUGUGACCCCCAACAAGGACGUGGCCUCUAUCCAUCACCAAAGUUCAAUUCUUCUGCAACUAACUUUAUUGGUUUUAGUGGGAAUAGCUCUGUGGGAUCUCCUUCCAACAAAUCAAUAUAUUGGUCUAAUAGGAUGGAAAAUAACUUGGAAUCUAUUUCAGCUAUAGCUCUUAAAGAAGCUGGAGAGAAGAGACAAGGCACUGGAAAUGGCUGUAGACUCUUUGGGAUUCAGCUACUUGAGAAUUCUAAUGCAGAAGGAAAUCUACAAACAGUCACUUUGUCAGGAAGGGUGGGUGAUGAUAGGUCGGUUCCAUCUUUAGAUGCUGAGUCUGAUCAACAUUCUGAACCAUCAAAUGCCAACCGAUCUGAUAUUCCUUCAGUUAGUUGCGAUGCUGAAAAAUCAUGCCUGCAGUCUCCCCAGGAGUCACAAAGCAAGCAAAUAAGGAGCUGUACAAAGGUUCACAUGCAAGGAAUGGCUGUUGGGAGGGCUGUGGAUUUAACACGAUUUGAUGGAUAUGAGGAUCUUCUCAGGAAAUUGGAAGAUAUGUUUAACAUCAAGACUGAGCUCUGUGGGUCCCUAAAAAAAUGGCAAGUUGUCUACACUGAUAAUGAAGAUGAUAUGAUGAUGGUUGGAGACGAUCCGUGGGAUGAGUUCUGUAGUGUUGUGAGGAAAAUUUUCAUCUACACAGCAGAGGAGGUGAAGAAGCUUUCACCGAAAAUAAGACUUCCAAUGAAUGAAAAAGUUAACCCAAGCAAGCAGGAUUCAGAAGCAAUAGUGAAUCCUGAGGACCAGUCAUCUAAUAUGGGGCCCAGCUGCUAGAAGUCGUAUGAAUUCCAGUUCCAGUAUAUCCUAGUUGUUAUGAAUGCAAUAAAUGUUGGUGUGGAGAGAGGCGAUAAUGAACUAAAGGUGGCCGGCCAAUACUAAUAGGAGCAUGCAUAUCACUUCCACUUGUGUAUUGUAUUGUAUUGUAUUGUAUUGUAUUGUAUUGUAUUGUGCAGCUAGGCUGGCUGGCUGGCAUGACGUCAGCAAGCAAGAAUCGACGCAGAGGGUUGUUUUGAGAUACUGCUGUUUGAUCUUGCCUUGCCUUGAAUGAAAGAUAUUGUGGGUUUUCUAUUUCUUCUACGGCUCGGUUAUCUUAUCGCCGGGAGGGAGUGUAGUGGUCCUUGCUCAUUCGGUUUUGAGUUGGCCGCAAGCACCAACAUGUAUGUCUUUACUUAAUAUCAUGCCAUGCAUGAUAUGAUCUUUUUUUUUUUGUUUUUUAUGAGAGGGGUGGGUAUUUUCUUUUGUAACUCACUCAAUGUGAUGCAUGCCUUUUUGUACAGAAGUAUUUAUUAUUAUCUUCGAAUGCUAUUUAUAUGUACGAGGCAUAACCCUCCGUUCUCCCGCUAACAGUCAUGCAGAAUUUGGUCUGGA
Glycine soja is the source of this 2852-nucleotide messenger RNA. RefSeq names its product auxin response factor 1-like. Gene Ontology annotation, molecular function: DNA binding; protein binding. Lineage: Eukaryota; Viridiplantae; Streptophyta; Magnoliopsida; Fabales; Fabaceae. The coding region runs from base 234 to 2258 and encodes 674 amino acids. The transcript has 15 exons. Gene Ontology annotation, biological process: response to hormone; regulation of DNA-templated transcription. Gene Ontology annotation, cellular component: nucleus. The record is from RefSeq and is a predicted model, not a curated record.